CAACGAAACUUCGACGCGUCAAGACGAGUGAUUUAAGCGACCGGUUUUUUGAUUAUUUUGUUAGUGCUUUGUUUCAUUUAUGUGCACAUGCGCGUAGAACAUACUUCUCUCUAUUUUAACAUAGUUUGUUGAUCGAUCAUUUAUAGUGCAAAUACUUAAUAUAGCAACGCGAUUUCUAAGCGGAUUUGUUGCGUGCAAAUGCGGAUCACGUAAUUAGAACGCGCGCUCGCGCCGCUUGCCGUAUAUCACAAUAAUUGCCAUUGACAAUAAUUGCUUGUAUGCAGGCGGACGUAAGAAUAACAGACUAUUCGGGGCGCAUUGCCGUGUUCGAUUUGCAGUUUAGUGCGAUUAACUGCGCGCGUGCAAUUAGGUGAAUGUGAGAUUACAAUAUUUGUGCUGGUUUUAUAAAAUUUUUUACUAAAUAUAGGCGUGGCACAUAUAAAGCGCCCAACUUGCUGUAUAUGUUUUCUCAGCUUUCUGCUGCGGAACCGUAGCACAGUUUCCGCGUAAAGUGCACCCAAAACGUGGACGGUGUGUAUUAGCAUUGAUCGCCGCUUAUUUGUUGUUGCUUAAAGCGCAUAACAUAUUAUACCGUGUACUAUUAAAUAUAUUCCAACCAUAAAAUCGUGUUAGCGUUUUGUGAACUACCAAAAAAUGUCGCAUGCGCUACAGGCGUUCAAGUUGAAAACGGCCGCGCAAGCAAAUUUGCCAUUACCCAAAGCGUUGGCACGCCGCGCCCAUUUGCUUGCCACAAAAAAUUGGUGGAAACUGUGUUUUGUGUACGGUCAUGAUCCGUCGAAACUUUACCGUGAAAUCACGUACAACACAGAGCCACCAAAAGAAACGGACACUAAAAAAGAUAAUACAACAACAAUGAAAACUAGUGAGAAUACCGCUACAGCGUGUAAUAUGGAGGCUGCUGAUUCAUUGCGCGCCACGACAAUGUCACCAGUGGAAAGCGGCAGCGCAUCGCAGAGCUCAUUGAAUGACGCUGCAAAAUUAUUUCCACGCAAUAUGCCGAGCGUAAGGCGCAGUCGUAGACGUAUAGCUGCCAAAACAGUAGCGAGCGAUGAAGCAGCGGAUAGCACAGAGUGGCCAGUGACCGCCAAGCAAAUGGCGGAGAAGAAAAACAUUUCGAACAGCGCUCUUUUGCACCGUGUCGAUAGUAGCUGCCACAAAUCGAGCCUCUCAAGGGUCACGAAGUUGACGCCGCGAAAAUUAAAGGCGCCAAAUUGUGCGCAAAGACGGCAACAUUGUAGGCGCACGCCAUUUAGUGAGAAUAAUGUAACGAUGAUAAAUGGCAAGCGCGAGGCAAGUAGUCACAGCAAAGAACGGAGAAAUAAAUGUAGAGCGCACGCUCAAAACAAUGGCCGCGAGAAGCCGCUUGCUGAUGACAACGUUAAAUAUAGCGAAACGCCUAGCGCAAAUAAUGCGCCAACACAGCAGGCAAUCACUGCACGUUGCCAUAAACAUAGCAAGCAAGCGCUUGGCGCUGAGCAACAACAAAAGCAUGAGCAGUUAACUGCUGUACAAAUGCAAGAAACGACGCGCCGGCAGCUACAACAGUGUGAAAUUGCACAAUCACUCAAGCAACCAGCGCGCACAUACCAACAUUUCGCUAAACCACUAAAAUUGUCACUGCUGCCGCAUGAAAUAUCACUGUGCGACGUUGGCGCGCGGUCGCACACAUUAUCUGCUAUAAGCGCGCAGUCAUGCGCGGUCACCCAAACUGCCGAUGUUCAAUACGCGAAAAACCGCUUGGCCGCAAUCGACGCAUUGCCAUCACCCUCUGCCGCCUCACAAACUCACUCACAACAAUCCAGUCUCAUUAGCUACGAUUUGAGUCGUUCCACAAGUCGCCUAAGCUGCUUUGAGUCAAUACCAAAUGCGGUUAAUGCCAUAACAACAACAGUAACAACGGGCAUACAGGCGCUACCAAGUCAAUCAUAUUCCGCUGGUAAACUAAGUCACAAGCCGCAUCACCAACAUAUGGAUGACACAUUUCUGUCAUCUGGCAUCUCAUGCGGCGACGCUGAGACGCAAUCAGAAGCGAGUUGUAGCUCGCCAUCGCUACUGCAACUACAUAAUGUCGCCAGCGGUAGCAACAAUGUAGCCCAACUGCAUGUUGCUGAUAUUGGCGUGCAUAUGGAGGACGUCGAGGAUGCAUUAAUUGAGGCAGAGGUGGCACAGCUUACGGCCAAUUUGCGGCGUGAUGAAGAGGCGGCCGAGCGACGCCUGUCAAGACGCGUCGAGGCAACAACAAAAAUGUUGCAGACCAAAACUGCUGUGUGCACAAGUGGGAGAAAAGCAUCGUUGGCGUUGGCAGCAAAGAAAGUCACCGUCGUCACCAACGCCAAAACAAUGUCAACAACUAUGACGACAAGCGCAACAUCAACAACAACAACUACAGCAACUGCACUGUUACCACAAUCGCUAAAUGUUGCUGAUCUACGCAAUUUGAGAGUUUGCCGCAAUCGCAAUGCCGUGUGGAUGCUUUCGUGCGCCAACAACAACAAUAGCUGCAUAGCGCCCAUACCGGAUGACGCGCAACUAAGCGAUAUUGAAGAGCAACUUGCGCGCUUGCCAACAAGCGAUGAAGUGGAUAUGACGAGUGGUGUGUCGACGACGUUUGAAGAGUCAGCAAAAACAGUAGCAAGUAGCACAGCAGAAAGUGCAGCAACAGCACUGACAGCAGUAACAGCUACAAGCUCAUGUCUGCAGCAACAGCUUACACUUAACACGUGGGAACCGCAACCACUCCAGCAAUCUUGCUACACCUCGUUAGCCCAUCAGCAAUUGCUACUCGAAGUCACCAUGCAACAGCCGACCAAUUAUUACACACAAACCGAAAGUGAAUUGUUGCAGCUGGAAGCAACCGGUGGACACUUACCCGAAUACGAGCAACUGCAAGCAGAAACAGCAACUUCACAAACACAAAAUGUAGCCUCAUCUCCAACACAGCAGCCAGCUGUAAUACCAAUAACGGCACUCAAUAAUUUGGAUCGUGUCACGCCCAUCUCUUCCACAGCCGCCACACCCACACCGACCACUGUCAGCAAUUUGGAGGCAUCAUCGAGCAGCACAAGCAACGGUGGUGGCAGCAGCAACAGCACGACGCCGCAACAUUUUGUAGCGCCACUACAGCGACGCUGCCAAGCGCCGCCACCUUCAUUGCCACUCAGUUCGAUUUCAUCACCGCUGCGUACUGCCAACUACAAGACGGCCGCGUACCACCAACACCAGCAUCAUCAGCAGCAACUGGAAUUUCAGCGAAACUCCCAGUCAGACGAUGAUAGCGGUUGUGCGCUGGAAGAGUACACGUGGGUGCCGCCGGGGCUGCGACCGGAUCAGGUUCGUUUCUACUUCUCACAACUUCCCGACGAUAAGGUACCCUACGUAAACAGUGCUGGCGAAAAGUAUCGCGUCAAGCAGUUACUGCAUCAAUUGCCGCCGCAAGACAAUGAGGUGCGCUACUGCCACUCGCUGAGCGAUGAGGAGCGCAAGGAGCUGCGCAUAUUUUCGGCACAACGGAAACGUGAAGCUUUGGGACGUGGUGCUGUACGUUUACUCUCCGACGAGCGACCAUGCAAGGGGUGCGAUGAGCCGUUAUCCGCCGGUGACAUUGUGGUCUUUGCCCAACGUGUCGGCUCGCAGAUUUGCUGGCAUCCUGGUUGCUUUGUUUGCUGUGUUUGCAAAGAAUUACUUGUGGAUUUGAUUUAUUUUCAUCGUGAUGGCAAUCUUUAUUGUGGCAGACAUCACGCCGAAACGCAAAAGCCACGCUGCUCCGCCUGUGAUGAGAUAAUCUUUUCGGAUGAAUGCACAGAAGCGGAAGGUCGCACUUGGCAUAUGAAACAUUUCGCCUGCUUCGAGUGCGAACAUCAGCUGGGCGGUCAGCGUUAUAUCAUGCGUGACGGCAAGCCCUAUUGCCUCAACUGUUUUGACACCAUGUUCGCCGAAUAUUGUGACUAUUGUGGUGAAGUGAUCGGCGUCGAUCAGGGGCAGAUGAGUCAUGACGGCCAGCAUUGGCAUGCCACGGAUCAGUGCUUCUCGUGCUGCACUUGUCGCUGUUCACUCUUGGGUCGACCAUUUCUGCCGCGCCGUGGCACAAUUUACUGUUCGAUUGCUUGCAGCAAAGGUGAGCCGCCCACACCAUCUGACACCAGUUCGGGACCACAACUGCGUCCGACGCAUCGCGCUAGCACAACAAGUCAAAUAGCGCGUUCACCGCGACCGGGUGCGCGACAUAAAGGCAGCGGUGGUGGCGGCGCGGGUGGUAGUAACGGCAAGAGUGCUGGCAGCGCGGGAGAUUUGUUGGAACGGCAGGCGCGUCAAAGAAUGGAGGUGGGCAUUGAUCGUUUGAUGAUUGUGGGUAAGCUGGCUGCGGGUUGUGAUGCCAUUAUGCCGCCGCUGCCUGGUGUGCCACGCCCUGCACAUCCGCCGCCUAUAGACCUCACCGAGCUAGGCAUAAGUUUGGAUAACAUCUGUGCAGGCGACAAAUCGAUAUUUGGUGAUCCCAGCAAUCUUACAUCCUCGCUGCCCGACAUGCUGAUGUCGAAGGGUGAGGACUCACACAGUUAUCAGAGCAUUGACAAAAUCAAUAUAAAUUCGCCGAGCGCUUCUGAGCUCACGCAAAGUACGCAAGAAAUCACCAAUGAACUGGAACUUGAAAAUGACGACGAAAACUGUGAAUUGCCACAUGACAACUACGAAAUAUUGUUGAAUACGAAGCGGUCACGCAACAAAUCCGAUAUUGAUGAUGACGACGAAGAUGAUGACCUUGACCAUAGCGACGCUGAUGAAAAUGUACGUCCGCACUUGAAGGAGGUACGUUUUCAUAGUGUACACGACACCAUGUCGCGUUCGAAGAGCUACACGGACAGCACAAAUGCGCGACGUCGACGCAAGAAACGCAACCAAUCGCGCAGCUCUUCGGAAAUGCAAAUUAACCAAGCCAAUUUAAGACUGCACAAUGCACAAACAAAUGCGAACGGCAUGCACAAUAAUCUCGAUAAUUGCGACGCGGCCAGCGCCUGUUCCACAUGUUCAUCCAGCUCCUCCAGCGAUAUGGACGACUACUUAUAUCGUAUACCAGCGCGUAGACACUACGGUGGCGUGCGUGUAUCCUACGUGCCGAACGAUGCGAUCGCUUACGAACGAAAACGAAAACAAGCGGCAAGCGAGCAACAUUUGGGUAGCGGCGGCUCAUUGAUUGGUGGCACAGCAGCUUCGAUGACCGCAUCGACAAGCGGCGCUACGAGUGGCGGGGAUACGAAGAACUGUAUUAUUUCAUGACAGCCUCCGAUAUUGCCGCCGCCACCGCUUAGCCUUGGUAGCUACUAUAUAUUGGAUACGAUCUUGGAGGAGCAACGUUUGGUAAUGGAUGAGAAGCCACCAGGUUGUUUGAGGCGCGUUUGGCGUAUGCUAACCACCGGUGGAAAGGGUAAGAAAGCGCACGUAGAAUUGCAGUGUGUGUGAAGGGGAGGAUAAGAAAAAUAGUUAUUGAGAGAACAUGUAAGAAAAAUGAUAUAUGUAUAUUGUUCUAAGAAGGAGUGUUUUAAGCAUGUCAAAAUUAAGAGGUUGUACUAAGAGAUAUUCUAAAGAGAUCUGGCAACAAUAUAUAUUAUUUAGAAGACCGGAAGCUCACUUUAGUUAUGCAUAUGUUGUUGUUUACGAACUCGUCGCAUUGUUUUCAUCCAAACUGUCAGUCAAUAGGCGCGCAAAAUUUGAAAACAUUUUUUCUAUUUUUUUUUCGACAAAUAUUGUAAUCCUGACCAUCAAUGACAUCACAAUCAUAGAGGUUGUACAAAAUUAUAUCGAAAGAGCAUUUGUUCUGUAUAUAAGAAGCACUGAAGAACUUCCAUAUCGUAGUUGUAGCUGUAAACUAAAAACCUUUAAUUUAUAUAAAAUUAAAAAAUAUCAAAAACGAAAGUGAACAAAAAGAGACACAUAUUUAACGAAACUUUGUACAAAAGAUACACAUAUGAAUAUCGAUUUACACAGUUUUAUGCAUAAGCAAGUAGCAAUUAAGUGUAUGUAUUUUAUUAAUUACCAGUUACAACUAUUACAAACUUGCACAAAAUGUAUAUAACUAUGUAAAUAUAUAAAUAUAUAUAUGUACUAAAAAUUGCAUUUAAAUUUUAUUUUUUAUUAAAUAAAACUCAACAAGGUGAAAAAAUGCCGAAAUUGGAACGAUUACAAAUGGAAUAUUGCUUGCUAUGUUAUGUGACAUUUUUGAUUUAUGCGCUUUUCAUAUUAAGACCAUUUGUUCGUUGUAUUUUAAAAUAUGAAUAUAUUUUACUUUAGUAAAGUCAAGUAAUCGUGUGUUCAAUGAAAGAUGAGAAAUCAAGAAAAUUUGUUUUCUAAUAUCAAAUAAAAGCAACCAAAUUUUGUUGAUGUCAAGUGUUGAAAUAAGCAAAAAAAAAAAGUUGACUUCGGUUGUCAGCUAUAACACCCUUCAACAACUUUAGGCCAGUUUGUAUGGCAGCUAUAUGCUAUAGUGACUCGGUCUGAACAAUUUCUUUUAAGAUUCUUCCGUUGCCUUAGAUAAUAACCCAUGCCACGUUUGAUUAACAUAUCUCGUCAAACGAACAAGUUUUCAGUACAAGCACUUGAUUUCGAUCGUUCAGUUUAUUACAGCUAUACGCUAUAGUGGUCCGAUAUCGGCCACUCUAACAAAUGAAUAGCUUCUUGGUGAGAAAAGGACGGCUGCAAAAACUGAAAUAUAUAUAUAUACAGACGAACGGAUAAACGGGCAGACAGACGGAUUUAGAAGAUGCUUAGUUUAUGCAAACUGGGAAAUGAUGAGUCGAUUAGACUAUGUAGCAUUUACAACAAAUUGCUCUAUUAUAGUCAAGUGCCGAUAUGUUGGUACUUAUAUAAAAGGAAAAACAUGAGAACACAACCACACGUUCCCAGUUCCACCACAUAUCUUUUUGUUUUAGUACUAGUCGCCCCUCGAUUGGCAGUGGUAAACCUCCCAAUGUAUUCUCGGCGUAAAAACUUCUCACAAGUAGUCUCUUAGAGUAUGUUCACACGGGCACAGUUUUUGUCGCCCAAGCCGGUUUUUGUAGGCGAGGGAACGACGAGAAAAGAUGCUUUGUUAUUUUGUUCGUAACAGUUCGCUGUGACGCACUUCGGCAUUCCUUUUCAUUCUGAAAUUAUUUUCAUGGUUAGCAGUAGCGCUCGGUUGUAAAUGGAUAUAUGUUUAUAAGCUAUUAUAUCUAAUUUUUAUAUGUAAUAUGCAAAUAUGUAUGCAAAUAUCCAUUAAAUAAUAGACAUGUUUUAAAAAAUGAUGAAUAAAGAUACAAAUUAGCUAAGCAAAAAUAUUUUUGUGCAACGCGUACAUGAAGCGUUAUGAAUUUGAAAAUGCAAUAUAAAAGAAAAUGCAGAAAAUUGUCGACAUGUGAACGCAAUGAGCAACAUCAAAACAGAAUAUGACGAUAAAGAGCGACAAAGAGAGUCCUCGUUUGGACACAGUCUUGCCAUACGGGGUUACUUUAUCGUAUCGUAGUUUUAUCCUCUUGUCACUAGAAACUUAAUUGAUGUUGUUUUCAACGAUUAUUUUCGAAUAAUUCAACUCUAUCGAAACACAUACUCGUGCAUAUGUACUCUAGAAUAGAGUAAUUUCAGCCACCAAAACAAAGAAUAAAUUGAAAUUUUGUUAUCGAAAUUUCAUCAUUUGAAAUAUGAAAUUUUUAAUGUGAAAACAAAAAAAAAAUAAAAGUCAAUAUUGUAAUAAACAUUUCUUUGAUUUUAAACGGAUACGGCAAAGUAAAAUAUUCACAUGUAAAUUAUGAAUAUAAAAGCUUUAAAAAUCUUUUGAAAGCACAACAAUAACGAGUAGCAACAACGAAUGGCGAAAUUCUUCCACAGAAACACUACAAAAGUAGGUCUAUGGUAAACAAAAAAGCAUUCCAUCACUCCAAGUGUUCAAAUAUUGAUUUCUGCGACAGGGAAUGGCUCAUGUAAGGUUUCACAAAAACAAAUAAAAUUGAUUGAAAAUAAUGGAGCUGUUAACAUUGAAGCACAGAAAGUGAAAAGGCAACAACACAACGCACAAAAUAUACUUCCAAAAUAGAACAAUAAAUAAAAUAUGCUACAAAGAAUAGAGAAAAAUACAUUUCUCACACACAUAAAAUACAUACAUACAUAUGUAAAUAUUUCAAUGGCUUUUAAGUGUAUAUAAAAGUAUGUAGUUUAUUAAUGUUUUGAUUGGGCGCGAAUACACAGAAAUACACAUAAUUAUAAUUACAAGAAGCCAAAGGAGUAUUUGGCUCACGGGCGAAUCGGCGAAAUCGGAGGAGAAAAAUACUGAUAAUGUGUAUAUUUAGUUAUGAAAAUAUUCGCGUGUUUAUUUCAUUUAUAAUUAGUAAAAAAUAUUUUUAAAUGUAAAUUAUGUUGGCAUUUUAUUUAAUUUAAUAUUUUUUAACUUUUUUUUUAUUGAAUUUACCUAAUAUUUUUAUAUGAAUUUUUUAUAAUACCAUAUAUAUGGUUUUUUAAAAUUUAUGUAAUUUGUACUUCUUCUAUUUUUUAUUUAACUCAAUUUAAUUUGAUUUGAUUUGAUUUUAUUUAAUUUUAUAUAAUUUAAUUUUAUUGUAUUUUAUUUUAUUUUCUUUUCUUUUAUUUUAUUUUAUAUAUUAUUUAAUUUUAUUUUAUUAUAUUUUGCUUAACAUAUUUUUUUAAUAUAAUUUAAUUAUUAUUUUAUUUUAUUUUAUAUAUUAUUUAAUUUCAUUUUAUUAUAUUUUAUUUAAUUAUUAUUUUAUUUUACUUUGUUUUAUUUCAGUAUAUUUUAUAUUUUUAUUACUUCCCUAUCACAUCCAAACUUUGUUUUAAUCCAAUAUUUGUUUUAAUUUUUCACAUAAAUCACCCUCCGAAAACCAACCAUCAAAGCUUAAAAUGCCUUUGUUUAUUCUCUCGCAGCCAAUUUUGCUUGAAUUUAAAUUUAAAUUUAUUAUUUGUUAACAAUCGAUGUUAUCAAAUAAUUAUACCGAUACAAAAAUUUAAUUUUAUUUAAAAAAGUGUUUAUAGUCUAACUAAAAUCUAUUCUUUUCAAGCAAAAUUUUGGCAAAUUUUUAAAGCUUUAUUUCAAAUAAAAAAAGCUAUUGAUAUGUAAAACAAAUAUAAACAAAACAAAAGUCAAUCUCAAAAUUGCGAACAAAAGAUUUUAUGUAAUUUCUAAUUCGUCACACAUUCAACUGUUAGGGAAAGCGAAAUUUUUACAAAAAUAAAAAUUUAUAAAGUCGAAAAUUCCGAACAAAAGAUUUGAUGUAAUUUCUUACUCUUUCAGCUUCAGCUUUUAAAGAAGGUGAAAUUAUUACAAUAAUAAUAUUUCAUUAAGUCGAAAACAAUACAACUAUCCUUCUACAACUGUUUUAUUAAUAUAUAAAAUAUGCAUACUAUUGAUUUAGCACGCCAUAGUAUGAAUACUAAAUCCGCCUUUUGAUUCUGUUAUUUUGAGCUUGAUUUAUUCUUUAUUAUUGACUUUUUAUUUCUUAAAAUACUUUCGUUUUCUUUUCACAAAAGCAAUGAAAUUAUCGAAAGUGAAUACCCUUAGAAGUGAGUCAUAGCAGAGAAUGUUAAUUUAUACCAUUAGCAGUAUGUUGAAUUAACAACCUCUGCUAACAUACAUAGUAUUGUAGUUAUUAUCGAAACCAGAAAUGUACACUGUAAUGUUAAAAAAUAUGGUAUAUAUGAGACCGUAUGUAAAAGAUACCUUAAAUGUGUGAAAUGAAUAUAAUAUGUAAAUAUAUAAAACGUUAUAUUUUAGGCGGUAAAACCUAUAUGCUAGCAUUAAGUAUAUCAUUAUUGAACGCUAUGUAAAGUGAGUGAAACUGAAAUAAACUAUUGCAUUUAACAAAAAUCAAAAGUAA
Molecule: messenger RNA, 9869 nt
Organism: Bactrocera oleae (olive fruit fly)
Lineage: Eukaryota; Metazoa; Arthropoda; Insecta; Diptera; Tephritidae
Gene: esn
Product: espinas
Molecular function (GO): zinc ion binding
Source: RefSeq, a predicted model, not a curated record